Molecule: messenger RNA, 6936 nt
Organism: Chelmon rostratus (copperband butterflyfish)
Lineage: Eukaryota; Metazoa; Chordata; Actinopteri; Chaetodontiformes; Chaetodontidae
Product: rootletin-like
Exons: 37
Coding region: 82-6153 (2023 amino acids)
Source: RefSeq, a predicted model, not a curated record
CAGAUCAGUUUGCGAAGACGUAGCGUUUAGUCGGAGUUAAUCCUAUUCGCAGGAGGACUUUAAGUAUCUGCUGCCAACGCAAUGAGCGCUGCGGAAAACUCCGACACCGACUCCAACAAGCUGGAGUGUGUGAUACAGAGGCUGGAGGAGAGUGUUUUGUCUGAGGAGAAGAGGCUGACCGUCCGGGGUCCUUCACCAGAUGACCCCCCUACAUGUCUGCCAGCACGAGUACGAGAGAUUGUCACAAAGAACCUCAGCGACAGCUCAGCCGGAGCCAUGUCCUCGGUCAUGUCCCUCCAGGAGGAGAACCGAGUGCUGCAGGGAGAGCUGGCGAGGCUGGAGGACCUGCUGGCACACAGCCGAGCGGAUCGAGAUGAGCUCGCCAUCAAGUACGGUGCAAUUAGUGAGAGGCUGGAGCAGGCGCUACGUUUUGAGACGGGAGACGGGGACAACGAUUCACCGGAGUCACGCAGCCUGGCGCAGCAGAACGUGGAUUUACGGCGGCGGCUGGAUGAGGAGCAGGCGGCCUACAAGCGUAAACUCACUGCGUACCAGGAGGGUCAGCAGAGGCAGGCACAACUUGUGCAGAAGUUGCAGGCCAAGGUACUUCAGUACAAAAAGCGGUGUGGGGAUCUUGAGCAGAUGCUGCAGGAGAGGUCCUCAGAGCUGGAGAAACACCGGUUGAGCAGCCACAGUGAAACAUCAAAUGGUCGCCAUCAGGACGAAUCAAGCAGCAACCUGGAGGAUGCUUUAAUCCGUCUGGAGGAAGAACAACAGAGGAGCAGCAGUUUGUCCGCGGUGAAUGCCAUGCUGAGAGAGCAGCUGGAGCAGGCCGGUUUGGCCAAUGAGGCGCUCAGCCAGGACAUCCGCAGGCUCACUGCUGAUUGGACAAAAGCCAGGGAGGAACUGGAACAAAAGGAGUCAGACUGGAGGAGAGAAGAAGAGUCUUUCCACAGUUACUUCAGCAGCGAGCACGGUCGGCUGCUGAUGCUGUGGCGGCAAGUGGUCGGGUUUCGGAGACAUGUCUGUGAAAUGAAGAGCGCCACUGAAAGGGACUUGUCGGAUAUGCGUAACGAGCUGGCUCGGGCGUCCCACUCCGCUCAGGUGUCCUGCUCAGGUCUGUCCGCGACGCUGCAUAGCCGGGAGGGAGGAGCAGCGCUGGCCCUGGAGCGGGAGAAGGCCCUGCGGGUUCAGCUGGAGCAGCAGCUGAGAGACCGAGUGGCAGAGAUGAUGAGUUUUCAGACCAGGACAGACGCAGAGAGAAGUGAGCUCAACGUCAGGUUGUCAGACUCUGUGCGAGAAGGUGAGAGACUAAAAGGCCAAAUUGAAGAGAAAGAGAGAGAAAUUGUCGUUCUGAUGAGGAGGCUUGAGGAGCAGAGUGGUAAUGAUGAGACUGACAUGCAGGUGUUGAGAAGUCACACUGAGACUCUGUUAGACACCCUGCGAGACAUCGCUCAGACGGUUGUGUCAGAUGGAGAGUCGUCAUCAGAGGCAGACCAGGACAACUCUGGGGCUCCACUGCUGGCGUUGAUCCGUGGCUCCUCCCCUCGCCGCUCUUCCUCUCCUCGCAGGUCGACCUCCCCUUCUCGGCCCUUGGCGCUGGCUCCUCUCACUGACUCGGCGCUGUCUGCGCUGCGCUCUGCGGUCACAAACAAGACGCUGCAGCUGCAGGAUGUCCGAGGGCGUCUGCUCUCUGCACAGUCCUCGAUACAACAGUUGCGCAAGCAGCUUUCCGAAACUGAUUUGGCUAAAAAAGAUGCAGAACAGCGAAACCAAGCUCUGCAAAGAGAGAGGGAUGCUGCUCAGAGAGAGCGGGAGACCACACAGAGAGAAAAGGACCGUCUGAAGCAGGAGAGAGACACGCUGGCCAGUGAGAAGAUGAGCUUGGAAAAGACUGCGCAGGCAGCGCAGAGCAGCAGCCAGAUCCUGCAGAUGGACUGUGAGAAGCUUCAGCUGGCUGUGGCGUCCACUCAGCGGGAGCGAGAUCACGAGAGGGAGGAGAAGGAGGCCGCCAUUCAGGAGAGAGACCGGGCGAGGGCAGAGACUCAGAGGAUACAAAAGCAGUGGGAUCAGAGUGAGAAUCGGGCCUCCGCUCAGCGUGGAGCGUUGUCUGCAGCAAGGGAGACUCACCAGCAGGGGGAGGUUGAGAGGCAGCUGCUGGAGGGAGAGCGAGCCCAACUCUCUGAAGCGCUGGCUCGGGUUGAGAGCAGUAAAGCAGAGCUCUCUCUGCUGCUGAACAAGCUGCAGAUUGAGGAUGCAGCUCUCAGGGACUCUCUUGCCAAGAUGGGAAGCAUGAAUGAGAGUCUGGCCCAGGACAAAGCUGACCUUAACACGUAUAUUCUCCAGCUGGAGGAAGAGAAGGCCGUCCUGCAGGCUCAGAAACGGGAGGCAGAGCAGGAGAAGUUGACCAUCAGAGAUGAGCUGGUCCGGCUGGAGCAGGACCGGCUGGAGCUGGACUCAGCCCGUAUGGCACUGCACCAUUCACUGCAGGACGUGGAGCUAAGCCGGGUGGGGAUGGAGGCAGAGCUCCAGAGUCUCAGGGCUGACAGACUUAAGCUGCAGGAGAAAGUCACCCAGCUUUGUGGCGAGGUGACCUCUCUGGGAUCAGAGUUGAGUCUUGCCAGAGGAGAGGGCCAGAGGAACGAGGUGGCCUUAGAGGAAGCCGGCCGCAGUCGGUCAGAACUGGCUCGUGACAAAGCAGCGCUGGUGGUCCAGCUGACGGCGUCUGAGAGAGAGAACACCGUGCUGUCGGAGGAACUAACUGCCUUCAGGUCAGAGCGGGAGUCCCUGGAAACCAGUCUGUUUGAGGUGCAGCAGCAGCUCGUUCAGGUGGAGUCUCGUAGAGAGCAGCUAGAGGCAGAGAACCAAAACCUUCGAGUCCGCAGUGAGACCGUGGCAGCUGAACUCAGGCGUGUUCGAUCAGAUGGGGAGAAUGUGUUGGCCCAGGCUGAGAGGGAGAAACAGGCUCUGACUCAGACUCUAAAUUCUGCACAGCUGGAGGCUCAGCAGGCUUUACGCAAGGCCAUCUCUGAACAUCAGGAGGAGGUGGAGAGACUGGUCUCAGAAAAGGAAGUUGUGCGGCACAGCCUUCUGAUGGAGCAUGAGGGCGCUCUGAGGAAGCUCAGGCAGGAGGCGGAGGAUCAACUCCUCAGAGCAGAGAGAGAGAGAGAGGAGCUGCAGGAUGAACUGAGGAGUCUCCAGCAUGACAGAGAUCAUAGUCUGCUGCAGGCUGAGACUGAGAAACAACAGGCCCUUUCUCUGAAGGAGGCAGAGAAAACAGUGCUGUCUGACAGGGUGUCCUGCCUGCAGGCUGAGCUGUCAGCUGCAGCUCUGGAGGCUGAGCGGAUGUCAAGAGAAGCAGCCCUUUAUAAAGAACAGGAGCAGAUCAGAGUUGGGGCUCUGACCAGCGAGCUGCUGGAGCUUCGCUCUCAGCUCGAGGAUGCAGCUUCUGUUCAUGAAAGGGAACUCCAGAGUCUACGAGAGACUUGUACUGAUCUUCAAUCACGCACUGACGUUGCUCUCAAAGAGCUGGACCAGUGCAGAGCUUCUCUCUCAGCUAACGAGGAGAGCCGAGACCAGCUGAGGCGGGACUUGUUGGACGUUGAGCGACGUCACAGCCAAACUCAGGAAGCAGCAGAAAGCUGCAGAAGAGAGGUGACAGAGCUGCGACGCAGCCUCGGUGACGUGACCAAGGAGAGGGACACCUUCAGCCUGUCAAAUAGUCAGCUGAGAGAAACUCUACGAAGUGCAGAAACAGAGAGAAUCAGUGUGAAACGACAGUGUGAGGAGAAGGAGCAGAGGCUGGCUGUGCUGGAGGAGAACUUUUCAUCUACUCAAAAGGAGGUGACGGAGCUGCGCAGCUGCCUCAGGGAAGUUGAAAGGUCACGACUCGAAGCCAGACGAGAACUCCAGGAGCUCCGCAGACAGCUGAAGGUUCUGGAUGGAGAGAAGGAGCAGAAAGGGAGGGAGGUGGCAGAGCUGCAGACUCGUCUGUCGCUGGAGGAGCAAAGAGAGGAGGAGAGAGGGAAGGAGGUUUUCACCCUCAAACAGAAGUUAACUGAAGCUGAAACAGCUCGAAACUCCCUCAAGAAAGAGCUUUCUAUGACUCAGAAGCGCCUGGUGGAGUCUGAGUCGGGCUGGCGGGGAUGCGAGAGAGAGCUGACCGCUCAGCUGCAGGAGGCACGUGGCUGCGAGAAGAAGCUGCAGGAUGAAGCCAAGAACCUGUCCCUGCGCGCUCAGGCCGCUCAGGACGCUGCCGCUCAGUCCAGCCUGCAGCUGAGCGAGGCCCAGGGCCGCCUGGCCGCCACAGAGGCCGAGCUGACCCGGGCCGAAGCCGGGAGGAGGGACCUGGAGUUUCGCCUGAGCAGCAUUCAGUCUGCGCUGACGCGAACGCUGGGUAUCGGAGCAGGAGGCAGAGGAGGCCGAGGGAGGAGCCCGGGGGGGAACUCCACAUCACCAGGCAGUAUGUCACGCCACCACAGCAUCUCACCCCUGCGAUCCUCGCUGUCGCCUCCUAAAGAAUUUCGAGUAAGCACCCCUGACAAUACUUUAGGCUCAGGGGCUGUGUCUCCUGAGAGAGGGGAUACGCCGCUGCCUCUCCCUCAGCCAGAGCUGGACCCCGACACACUGCGAAGUGAUCUGAGAGACUUCCUCCAGGAGCUCCGUGAGGCGCAGAGAGAGCGGGAUGAUGCCAGAUGCCGGCUGGGGGCCCUGCAGCGGGAGCUGGAGGAGCUGAAGGGGGAACGAGACUCUGCUCAGAGUCGUCUCACUCAGCAACAACACACCUUACAGGAAUACCAAGAAGGGAAGCGUGGACUGGACGAGCGUCUGACCACCACUCAGAUUUUGCUCCAGCAACAGGAGGAGGCGGUGAGGAGAGGAGACAGAGAGAGGAGGGCUCUCACCGACAGGGUGAAGGAUUUAGAGCGGGCACUGCAGGCCUCUGAGAUGGAUAAAAAACACACACAGGACCAGUUAAAUAAGCAGCGUGCUGCUGAGAUGCGUCUGGAGGCGGAGAGGAGGCGUCUGCGAGAGGCGCUGGAGGCAGCUGAAGCCCGGGCCACCAGGGUGGAGCUGGGGAGGCGCAGUCUGGAGGGGGAGCUGCAGAGACUCAAACUGAGUCUGGGAGACCGGGACACUGAGAGCCAGACCUCCCAGGAGCGCCAUGACUCUCUGCUGAAGCAGGUGGCAGAAGGAGAGGCCCGUGUGUCUCUGCUCCAGAGAGAGGUGGAGAGGCUGAGCCAGGCUCUGCUCAAAGCGCAGGAAGGUGAAUCUGUACUCAAAGAGAAGACGUCUUCCCUCAAAAAGAGCCUCCAGGAGGCAACAGCUUCUCAUGGCAGCACACAGAGUCGUCUGGCUGCGCUGCAGAAGACGCUGAGUGUGGCCGAACAGGACAAAAGGCUUCUGCAGGAACGAAUGGAUGAGGCCCGGGCAUCGUUAGUGGAGGGGAAGAGGAACAUGGCCACCCUCACUGAGCGUGUGCAAAGGUUGCAGGGCGAGCUGAGCGAGAGUGAGCUGGGACGAGAGCAACUGGAGGCUGAGCUCAACAACACUCAAGAGGCUCUGCGUCAGCGCUUGGCCAGUCUUGUAGAGGCUCAGCACAGCGCCCAGUCAGCUCAGACAGACCGGGCCGCCGCAGAGGAGCGACUGCGUGGGCUGCAACGAGCGGUCGCCAUGCUGGAGACUGAGAAAAAAGAUGCUGAGAGGCAGGCUGUGAGGCUGGAGAAGGACAAGAAUGCACUGAGGAAUACACUGGACAAGGUUGAACGUCAGAAGUUGAAGACGGAGGAAGGCAGCAUGCGACUGUCUGCAGAGAAAGGCCGCUUGGAUCGCUCUCUAAACACUGCUGAGCAGGAGCUGCAGGAAGCACAGCAACAGAUACUGAUGCUGCAGACUCAGCUGGCUGAGAUGGAGCCGUCACACAGUCUGUGUGAGAGUCUGGCGAGGCAGCGUGACGAGGCCCAGCGGGAGUCGGAGCGACUGAGGACCAGCUUCAGGGAUGUGGAGCGAACGCUGGGAACCAGAGAGCGAGCUCACCGACACAGAGUCAAAGGCCUGGAGGAGCAGGUGUCCACCCUGAAGGAGCAGCUGCAACAGGAGAUGAAACGGCGGCAGCCUUCUCUUCCAUCCUCCUUAUUGUCAGCGGGAAACUGAGCAGCGUCUUAAUACCAGAAGCACCAGCACACCACACAUUUUAGUCCAGGGAAAAUCCACUCAAAGCAAUACUCACAGGAGCAUCACUAAAAGUCUUCACAGUCAAAUUCUGCUGUUUAAAAUACGAUGUGUUUUACUUUGUGACACUGAAAAGAACACUGGCUUCAUGUUGAUGGUGUUUUAUUGAUGUUCUGUACUGUGAGGACCGCUUCACUCGACCCGCAGCACAGUGACAGGCGAUGUGAUUCAGCAGCUGCUCUGAAAACGCCAGCAGCCUGCUGAUUACUGGCAGCCAUCUGUACUCGAUCCUUGCUCAACAUCUCCCCAAACUUCCUGCUCUUAUUUAAGAAGAAACCCAAAUCACCGCAGGAUUCCCCUCCAGACAGAAUCUGGAUGCAGUGCAGGAACCAAAAUCUGCCAGUUGUUUGGCGUCGAUUCCUCCACAUUCACAUUAACAGUCGAAGACACUAAGAGAAGGAAAUGAAGGUCGAAUUGAGCAUAAUGAAGGAGCUGCACUGUAUUGUCUCUCAGAAACAGCCGCAGAUUUUACUGAUUAUGUGACUCAGAGACAGUUUUACAACAGUGAAGUACUGCAGUAUGAUGGUUGGUAUACUUACAAUAUGUGUUUUUUAAUAGCUAAUAUGAGUUUUAGUAGGUGUACAUACUUUUUACUUACUGUAUAAAUGCUGACAGACUGAUGAUUAAUAGCAGCAAUAUGACUUGUAUAGACAAAACACAUGGAAGCCACAUGUUUGCAGGAGAAUAAACUCACUGUGUGCACCA